CUUGUCUGUGUAUGUCGUUCCUAGCAGAAGAGAGUCAUCAAUUAGUUUGUAUAUCUCUGAGCUGUAGUUACAGGCUCCAGUUGGGUGGAACCUGAAAUGACACUAGUUAAAUUUAUAUCUUAUUCCUGAUGAGACAAGCUAAAUGGGUGCACAACCACUUUAGGUCUUUACUUUUAUUCACUUAUAUUAUAACACUCUGAUUGUAGCACAAGCCAAAUACAGAUCAAUAAAGCACAGUGAGUGAUGCUUUAAUCCCUUCCAGUCAGCUGCUGAUCAGAAAGUCAGUCACUUAGUCUGCUGCAAGCAGCCACUAGGGAAAAGGUCACAGUCAACCUAAUACCUGACAGUAGCUUGCUGAGGUGUUACUAACAGUUCUGAAAAUACAAUUCUGACUCUGAACCAGCUUACAUAUGCUCUUUACCUGCCCAGCCACGCUCUCAGAAGCAGUAGAAAGUGGUUGUAUCAAUGUAUGGCAAAGUUCAAAAAUUGAGAAGCUGAUAGCUACACCACCAGCGCUGACCACUCUGACUGACUUUCAGCUUGUCAACAUAUGAAUGUUGCUUAAUAUCAACAAAUGGCAUAUCAAAUGAAAGCUUUGUCUGUGUGUGUUGUUCCUAGCAGGAAAGCUUUCAGUCCAGGCUUUACAUCCAUAUUAUACUGCUUAGCUUGAAUCUAUCUGUUUGGCAGUCACCAGGCCAAACAUCUCUGUCAGGUAUCAGGGUCUCCUAUAUAAAAGUCUGUCUGUUAUUAUAGUUGCCUGCUUUGGCCAGCUAGCUUACAAAUGCUCUUUACCUGCCCAGCCAGGCUCUCAGAAGCAAUAGAAAGUGGUUGUAUCACUUUUUGGCUAAGUUGAAAAAUUGAGAAGCUGAAUGCUGCACCACCAGCGCUGACCACUCUGUCUGACUUUCAGCUUGUCAACAUAUGAAUGUUGCUUAAUACCAACAAAUGGCAUAUCAAAUGAAAGCUUUCAGUCUAGGUUUUACAUCCAUAUUAUACUGCUUAGCUUGAAUCCAUCUGUUUGGCAGUCAGCAGGGCAAACAUCUCUGUCAGGUAUCAGGGUCUCAUAUAUAAAGGUCUGUCUGUUAUUAUAGUUGCCUGCUUUGGCCAGCUAGCUUACAGAUGCUCUUUACCUACCCAGCCACGCUCUCAGAAGCAAUAGAAAGUGGUUUUAUCACUUUAUGACUAAGUUGAAAAAUUGAGAAGCUGAUAGCCGCACCACCAGCGCUGACCACUCUGACUGACUUUCUGCUUGUCAACCUAUGAAUGUUGCCUAAUACCAACAAAUGGCAUAUCAAAUGAAAGCUUUCAGUCUAGGCUUUACACCCACAUUAUACUGCUUAGCUUGAAUUUAUCUGUCUGGCAGUCAGCAGGCCAAACAUCUGUGGUAUGUGGCUGUGGUAAAUAUGCUAAAUUUGUUUGCCUACCUCCCUACACAGCGACAAGGACAGAAGAAUUGUCCACUGCCGUUUAUGCCAUAAACCCCAAUAUAGUUUUCAACUCAUCUUGCAAGGGUCUGUAUGAAAAUGGCGUCUCCAGAGGAGCGACUGGAGGAGAUUAAAAAAGCAAAAGAGUCCACAAAAGUCUGGACCCGGAAUGGCCGCAACUGGGACUACAAAAAACUAUGUGAGUAUUUCCCCCAUAAGGCCUGCCGGUGGACUUUGGUCCGUCUUCUGCGGGAGAACGACUUUUAUGUUGAUAAUGCACCUUUGUCGGACGACAUGGAGAAUGAUGAUGAUGGUGAAGUUCCAACCACCAGUGGUCUCAGCAGCAGUGUUAAUGCCAGAGGGACCUCUGAGGGGCCAGCAGAGUCAGCCACUAUGCCUAAUGAUGUCCCUGCAACAACAGGCUCAGGCUCAGAGAGAGAGGAAGAGGAUGACUCAUCUGACCUGACAUGGCAAAACUCUGCAUUCCAUGAUUAUAAAGGUGUUCGGUGCAUAAUGCAGGAGAUGGGACUCUAUGAAAAAUUUCCCACAGAAAAUGCCACCCUGCAAGCUUUUAAGCAACAGCUUAUUGAGAAAUUUGAAUAUCUGAACUGUCAACAGGAGGUAGACAAUGUCUCCAGGAUGCUGCGAUUCAUGCAGCCUAAAGGUGAAGAUAUAGACUAUGGUUUUUUGACCAAAAGCACUGAAACACAGGACUUUAUUAUGAGUCUUAAGAAGGCCACACUCAAACCUGCCACAAUUUUAAAUUACCGUAUUUUCCGCACGAUUAGGCGCACCUAA
Molecule: messenger RNA, 2222 nt
Organism: Betta splendens (Siamese fighting fish)
Lineage: Eukaryota; Metazoa; Chordata; Actinopteri; Anabantiformes; Osphronemidae
Exons: 4
Coding region: 1518-2222 (234 amino acids)
Source: RefSeq, a predicted model, not a curated record